GUGCUUUCUCGGACCAUGUAUAAGAAUGUGAGAGCUUGUUGUCAAUCGUUCUUUAGUGUUCCUUCACCGUGAAAAGUAGCUUCAAAGCACAGCUACGUGAAAUAGAUGCAACGAUCUAGGGCUUAUCUCCUGAAUUAAGAAUGGGAUGUGGCAGCUCAAAAAUCAGGGUGGUCAGCCCAGUGGAACGCAACGGAUUUGAGGACGCCUUCUGCAAGCCCGCCGCGUUUUCCCGGGGCGACUCGGCGGUGUCGAAGCACACGAACGACAGCGGGCUGGGCCUGGAGGCCGGCGAGGGUGCGUCGCCCUCACGCGGGCCGCUGCCGCCUCUCGCGCCGCCGCUAACGGUUCGCAGCUCGGAGAACGCAGAGAGGCAGAAUUCCAGCGACAUCCUGGAGCAGCUGCGGAAUCAGGGCAUCCUCCUGGCCCCGCCCACUUUGGGUGCGGCAGGUGAGGCCUACAGUGUGACGAUGGACAGCACAGACAAGGUUCUGCAGAAACCACCUGCACGUCUGCAGUCACUGAAGACUAGCAAGGAGCAAACAGUUGCCAGCAUGGAAACCAUUGAAGAAAAGAUGAAGAGCGUAGAGGAGAGACGCAAGGUCAAGGAGGCGGAGCUAAGGCAGCGGCUGAGGUCAGCUCGGCUCCGUGGCAACCCAAAGCUGAAGGAAGAGGAGGAGGAAGAGGAGGAGGAGGGCAGUUCUGACAGAGCCCCAGACCCCACCGCCCCAGGGCCUUGCAGGAGCCCCUCCCUGCAGCCUUCUGACCCCCCCAACCCAGGCCUGGAGGAGACACAGCUAGAGACAGACCCCGAGGGGGAAGAGUUUUAGCCAAAUAUACUAUUCCAUGUGGCAGCCCUGUGCGUGUAUGUGUGUGUGUGAGUGUUUGUGUGACCAUGUGUGUGUAUGUAUGUGUGUGUGCGUAUGUGCCUGUGUGUGUGUCUGUUUGUGUUUUUGUGUGCAGGUGUGUAUGUGUUUGUGUGUGUGUGUACAGGUGUGUCUGUGUGCAUGUGUGUGUACAGGUGUGUGUGUGUGCGUGUGUGUCAUCUACAGACAGCAGCAGAUUACAUUGUGCACAUAUUUAUUUUAUGUAAUAUGAGUGAAGGUAUGAAUUUAUUUAAAAUAUACAGUGAGCUGCUAAAUGUUUUGGACAAAGACAUAUUUUUUCUUGAUUUGGCUCUGUGCUCCACAAUUUAUAUUUGUAAUCAAACAAUUCACAUGUGGUUAAAGAGCACAUUCUAAGCUUUUAUGUAGGGGUAUUUUUAAUAAAAAUUUUUUUAGAAAUAGUUCCCCCAUUUCAGGAUAUCACAAUUGCUUCCUUAGUGCUGGUAUAAGAAAGCUUUCAGGAUCUAGUUUUGAUUCUAGCCUUUUGAGUUGAGACAAUGAAAGUCCAAGAUGCUAUUAUGAGGCUGAGAAAUAAGAAAAAAAAAACUGGAACAUAGGUCAAACUGUAGGUUUACCAAAAUCAACUGUCUGGAACAUCAGUAAGAAGAAAGAGAGCUCUGGUGAGCUCAGAAAUCACCAAGAGCCCGGGAGGCCGAGGAAGAGCUGUUGAAAAGGAUUGUGGGGUUGCUCGCUGCUCCCAGUUCUAGGUCAACUUGCGUUAGUUCAGGAUUGCUUGCUGUCACAGUGGGGUAUCGGUAAGAGUGCAGACAUCCAGGUUAUAUUUUAAUGCCCCCCCCCCUUCGCACACACACACAACACGCUAAAAUAAGAGCGCAACCCGGGCUUGUUACUAUAUUUAAGGGUGUGCUCUUGGUAAUUUAUGAGGUGGCAUGGGGGAUGCAGUUGGGGAGGUAAAACCAGAAUAAAUAGGGUUUUUUUUUAAUGCCUACUGCAACGUGAGUUCAAAUGGGGGGGGGGUGGGGGUUAACGGAACAGACAAUGUAAUCUCCACAUUGCGGUCUUUUUACACAUAUGUGAGUGGUUCAAGUCCUUUUUAACAUUGUUCUUGUAGAUAUCUUUGUAAUUUUUGGGUGGAACAGAGUCCCCUGGUAUACUGCAGGCAUGACGUGUGCGUAUAACUGCUCUGAGCUCUUUCCUCCUGUCGGGAGCUGAUCACGUGCCAGUGACACAUAUUAAACGGACAUUAUGUUUUAUAAUUAACCUGCAGAUGUAACCACUUCCUGCACUAGAUGGGGCUGUUUCCCACAAUCAGGCGGAGCAUCUGCGAG
Messenger RNA from Anguilla rostrata (American eel), 2170 nucleotides. It is a transcript of the gene stmnd1, whose product is annotated as stathmin domain containing 1. The record is from RefSeq and is a predicted model, not a curated record. The transcript has 5 exons. Bases 141 to 827 code for a protein of 228 amino acids. Lineage: Eukaryota; Metazoa; Chordata; Actinopteri; Anguilliformes; Anguillidae.